Molecule: messenger RNA, 7744 nt
Organism: Hylaeus volcanicus
Lineage: Eukaryota; Metazoa; Arthropoda; Insecta; Hymenoptera; Colletidae
Gene: Hrb27C
Product: heterogeneous nuclear ribonucleoprotein 27C
Exons: 8
Coding region: 128-1435 (435 amino acids)
Molecular function (GO): RNA binding
Source: RefSeq, a predicted model, not a curated record
UUACAUUCUGUUCUCGACGUCGCGUUCAUUGUGGGGAGCCAUUACCCUCGUUCGCGCUAAGCAUCGUGCCAUAUUCCCAUUCGCGCCCUAAUACUAACAACAUUCUCGUAGUUUUAAGUGAAAUAUUAUGAGAGUGAAGACCGAAAUGGACGACGACGAAAAGGGAAAGCUGUUUGUUGGUGGUUUGUCCUGGGAAACGACACAAGAAAAUCUGCAGCGAUACUUUGGCCGUUAUGGCGAAGUAAUUGACUGUGUUGUUAUGAAGAACAGUGAGUCUGGUCGCAGUCGUGGAUUUGGAUUUGUAACGUUUAGCGAUCCUGCUAAUGUCCCCUUGGUUCUCCAAAAUGGGCCGCAUCAACUCGAUGGGCGUACAAUUGAUCCCAAGCCCUGUAAUCCGCGCACUCAACAAAAGCCGAAACGUAGUGGUGGCUUUCCAAAGGUUUUUCUUGGUGGUUUACCAAGCAACGUGACGGAAACUGACCUGAGGUCCUUCUUCACUCGAUUUGGCAAAGUUAUGGAAGUAGUGAUAAUGUAUGACCAGGAAAAGAAAAAAUCUAGGGGAUUUGGCUUUCUCAGCUUCGAGGAUGAAGAUGCCGUGGACCGGUGUGUCGCAGAGCAUUUCGUCAACUUAAAUGGAAAACAGGUUGAAAUCAAGCGUGCCGAACCACGAGAUUCUUCUAGCAAAAUGAACGACAGUCAUCAGGGACAGUGGGGUCCACCGCAACCUGGUGGACCUCCGAUGGGAAUGGCUGGGAAUAUGGGGCCUAUGGGUGGUCCGAAUGGACACGUGGGUGGACCUAUGAUGGGUGGUCCGAUGGGACCGCCAGGGAACAUGAUGCAGCAGUAUCAGGGUUGGGGCACCAGUCCUCAGACUGGUGGAUACGCUGGUUAUACCACUCAGUAUAACUCUCAGGGUUGGGGUGCACCACCUGGUCCACCUCAGCAGCAACAAAUCCCACCACCGCCGCACCAUCAGUGGAGUAGCAGUUACAACGUCCAGCCUGCGGCAGCCACCCAAGGUUACGGAAGUUAUGGUGGGCCGGCGGCGGCCGCUUCAGGGGGCUACGGGCCCACGGCGGGUACUGGCGGGGCUGCGGGGGGCGGGCCCGGGGGUUCCUGGAACUCCUGGAACAUGCCACAGAAUGGGCCUCCUCCUGGGACCCAGCCACCACCUCAGCCCCCUCAGCCCAACUCCUCGCAGCCCAACUCCAACUCGAACCCCUCUGGCCCGCAGGGUGAUAUGUAUUCACGACAGACAACCGGCUCAGGUGCACCUGGGUCCAGUAGCAGUUCGGCUAAGACUCCGGAUUACACUGGGUACUCCGCAUAUGGUAAUUACGCUGACACCAGUUAUCCUCAGCGUUCAUAUCAGGGAGGAGAAAGCAACCAAGGUUGUACGCGUGGACGCAGCAGCAUAAUCUUUCCAUUAAACUGAUCGAUACGUCGGGAUGUAUAAGUUCUCGCCCCGAUUGCAUUUAAAACGUGUGACGACGAAUGUUGCGCGCGACGAACGCGACAUUCGCGCGACCGUUCUCGAUGAUUUCGAUCUCGAUAGCGCAAAUGUGACGACCACGGAACGUUUUUCGUUCUUAUCUUUGUUUUUUUUCUUCUUUUUUUUUUUUACUGUCUUUGCGUGGACACCACGAAAACAUCGCGAACAACGGGAAAAAAUAAAUAAAUAGAUCACGAGGGGAUUCGUAUGCGAGCGUUCGGCUUGCGGUGAACUCAUUUAAAAGUCAGUUUAUUCGUAUCGGAAACGUAUACAUAGGGUGCUCCAGAAUUAGUGUAAGAACCGGAAAUGAAGGAAAACGUAGUUGACGCGAUUCUGAACCAGAAUUUCCUUUGCAAAAAUAUCGUAUGGUGCUUCGUUUUUGAAUUAUUAACGAAAAACUACCGGACCAACCGCAGCGCUCAAGUAGCGCGCGCUCAGCCGCGAGAACAUAGGCUCGAGCCAUGAUUGGCUGGUUACGAUCGGGGCGUAGCCAGGUGAGCGCGCGCUAUUCGGGCGCUGUGAUUGGUCGGUGGUUUUUCGUUAAUAAUUCAAAAACGAAGCAUCAUACGACAUUUUUGCAAAGGAAAUUGUUGCUCAGAACCAUCUCAGCUACCUCUCACUUCCGGUUCUUACACUAAUUCUGGUACACUCUGUAUAUAUACACAUACAUAUGUAUGUACAUUUCGAAUAAAUUGGUAUACACGACGGAAAGAAGACGAGAUUCGAGACGACACGAUAUACAGAGGAUGUAUCGUUAUUAAUAGGUACAAUCCGUUUUGGGGUGAAUUCAACGCGCCAAAAUGAGAUAAAAAUCUCUAAGAACGUGAAUCUUAAUUGACUCGGUUUUAAAACUCGACUGUAACUGGGAAACAAGGUCGCGCGAAUACGUCUCGCUUCUUAGCUAUUCAAUCAAAUUUUACAAUGUGUAUACUAUCGUUUAGAUAAGUGAUUUUACGAGUGCUUAUAUACUCUCUUUUAUCAUUUUGUGCCCUUUGAAUUCACCCUCGAAGUCACGCGCACCGAUAACGAAACGCUCUGUAUAGUAUUUACCGAGUCCUGUAUGCGCAUGCACCUAAUCUUUACCAUAGAUAACUGUUUGUACUUUAACGUGUAAUAUUUAAUGUCUCGAUGUGCAUCUUAUCAUAUAAGUACGUAGAAGAGUCGCGUAGAGAUAGAGGUCGCGUUUACAAUUAAAGGGAAGAAAGAAAAAAAAAAAGAAAUAACGAUAUCGACGAGAGAUCAGGGUCGGCUGGUGGUUGGAACGAAUUUUUCUGAUGAAACCCAUAGUCCGUGUUAAGAUUCCUUAAUUUUAUUUGCUAAGAUAUCAUACGUUUAAAUUAGUCCGAUGUAAUUGAUGUCCCGAGCCACGACUGAAUUAAAGGUGACGAAAAUAGUCGGUUCGAAAAGGCUGAGAAGAAAUAAUUUCACUUUGCUCAUUCCAAGAUGUCGAGUCCCUUGAAACGGUCCUAAUAAGACUGACGUUCUCGGACAGUAAUUAGAAAAAAAAAAUAUCACACGAACACACACAGACUUACAUAUAUACACGUACACGCAGAGAGAAACACCAAUAGACAAAUUGUACAGUAAUAUACGUAUGUUGUAUUGUAAAGAGAGAAAAAAAAAUCGAUCCUAUGGUAAGUUCUAAUUUCGCGUUUAAAAAAACGGUACUCUUAGCUCGUUUAAUUGUUACGGUACAUUUCGCUGAGCAAAAUACGUCCAACGACCACUGCCCGUUUAUGGAGAGAAAAAAAAAACAGAUUAAGCGAGAAGACACGGACUCUUUUUCGCCCGCGCGUUGGGAUAAAUAAAUUCCCGCCAUCGAUCGAAGAGAUCCGCGAUCGAUGGCGGCUCGAGGGUUCGCGCGAAAACGAUGGAUAAAAAAGACGAAGGAAAGUAAGAGAGAUACGAUGAAUCCAGUGUACCUUAGGUCGCGUUCGAACGCGCCUCUGCUUUUUCUCCUGCGACACCCGGUACGCCGAUUUGGAAAUAUUGCCGUGCCACUUUUAGGCUUAGGAUUAUGAAAACGUGAAGGGACAAACGAAGAUGAAAAAAAAAUAAAAAUAAAGAAAUAAUAGAGAGGGAGAGAAAACUAUUAAAGAUAAAAAUGAAAAAGUGUCAAAGUACUGCUACGACUUAAUCGAACUAUUUACUACUAAUUACGACUAGUACCACUUAAAAAGAAAACGAUAAAACUGUACUGUUGUUGUUAUUAUUUUCUAUUGUAAUUAAUUAAUUAAUUAACGAUCACAGAUUACGAGCAACGGCUUUACUAUUCUUCUCGGGAUAAGUGUCUAUAUCUUUAACAGCUUCUCGAGGCUAACGGAGUCGGCGAGCGCGUUGUCGGCGUAGCUUAAGUUUGUAAGACCGCGUAGCGUUUAAUUAAAUCAGUCGACAGCGAGGAAGAGAGAUAGAUUGGGGGAAAUGACGAGAGAACGAGUGAGAAAGAGAUAGCGAGUGAGACAGCGAACGAGAGAGGCAAUUUAAUCGGCGAGAAAAUAAGAGAAUGAGAGAACGAAUGGAAGACGAAUCGCCUGCGAGCUUGCGAGCGAAUGGUAGUGCAAAAGCGAAGACGGGACUUGCAGCUAAUCGUAACAAUUAGAAACGACGGACGGGUAGAUAGAUAAAUAAGCGUAGUGAAAACAAUUUAACCAGAGAAUUAUUACAUUAACGAGCCUCGCGAGGCAGCGGGUCACUCCUCGAACUACUAAUUAGAUGAGAAAAAAAGACGCCGUUUUUUAAGGUUAUCGUCGACUAUCACAUUUAUUAUUAAAUAAAUAGUUAAAGGCUAUCUAACGUUUAACGGUCUAGUUUACUCGAUAGAAGGGGAUUAAAGGGAAACUCGUUACCUCCGCCUAAGGAUAUAGAUCGUACGAAACGAGGAGUUAAAAAAAAAAUAAUAAGCUAAGUACUACGAGAUAGAUUUCACGGGUAGGGGGGUGGGGUAUAUGAUCAAUAAAUACACGAAAGUACACCGAAAGUGCUACCAGGGAAAACGGAAAAUUAAAGCUAUCGUUUAUAUUCGGAUGAGGAGAUCAUAGUGCUAAGGGAUGACGGACUUCAUUUUGAACGGUCGGAUCCUUUCGGUUUCCUAUAUUUUCUUUUUUACAUAAACUGAAUACUCGUUUCAUUGCACGACUCGUUCGUUACGGAAGCGGUCCAGGUGAUUUUUUCGUGAUAAAUUUAAUUUCAAGAAAUCGCAAGGUAAUUAGUAAAAGCUAUACAAAAAGUUUCGAUUCAGACAGAGCUAAAAUUUGAAGAAUUGAAGAAUUUCUAUUUGAAAAAUUAUUUCCGACACUUUCAACCAUCAAAUUUCCACCCCUUUCGCAACGAACGACUCGUAAUUUUGUUCACUUGGACGCUGCUUACGGAUGUUACAAUGGCGUUUCGACGAAACGGCAGGCUCUUUGAAUGUGUCUUAAAACCACGCGAUCCGCGGUGCGAUUAGUAAUCGUAAAGGGAGAAAGAAAGGGUUGUCGAGACUCAAGGGAGUGAAUGGGUGAGUGGAGCGCGUGACUAAGGGAUGAAGAAGAGCGAAUGCGAGAGAGCCCGGAGCGACGUUAUAGGUAAAUCGAUAUAAUUAUUGAUUAAGGGAUAAGUUGUGUACAAAUGUAUUAUAAAUUAAAGAUUAUCCUCAGAGUACCUUAAACGCAGAAAGACGAGCGAAAAAAACGAGAGAGAUAGAAAGAGAUACACACAAGAAAGAGAACAAACUCAAAACCUCAAUAUUAUGUAGAAUUCUUCUCCCCCGACUUGUACCAAUGUAAGAUCGUGGUUUCCGGGCCGCGAGGUACGGGGAACACGCGUAGGAUCAAUAAAUAAGGUAUCGAUUAAUUAUCUAAUUAAUUAAUUAAAGCGUAUAAACUCGACGUUAAGACCGUUGCUUAGGGACGUAUUAAAAUAGCGGUGGGGAGAAUGUUUUUAACGUAAACAACAAAUGCCAACCAUUGUGUUCUCGUGAGAAUCAUAAUUAUUCCGUAACUCUUAAGUGAAAGACAAAAGCGUAUCUAAGUCGUUGAUUAGUCGUUGUAAUUUUAAUUCUUUCGUUAGAGAGCAAGACGUUAAAGGGAGAACGGGAUAAUGUACGUGGGAGGCUGAGAACGUUAAAUUGCCCGAAGGGAAAAGUGACGAGACCGCGUGUGUCGAAUGAGAGGAACGAUCGAGCAUGUGCGUGGACGAUGAUCGCGGUAAACGACCGACGAGAGCGAAAGUGGUGCGCGUAUCCUACACCGUGUGAAUCUGAGACUGCACGAGCGAUACUUGGACGAAUAAGACAGCGAUUUCCAAACUUUUCGGUCGACACUAUUCGCAUAACGAUUACAUUAUUUUUUUUGUUUUAAAUAGUCUUUAUCUUUUAAAAUAUAUAUCUCAGAAUUUUAUAUAAAUAGAAGCUAUAUUUCACUCAAGAAAAAUUACGCUAGAGUAUUAUUAACUAGAGAAAAUAGUUUUAAAGACGUCAAUGAAAUGGUGCACGUUACUGUAAAAUCUAUUUCUAUUUUAUAUCUCCAAUUUCUACUUUUUCUUUUUACGGGACACACGUUCACAUCGCAUGGUUGCACAGUUUGCGAAACGCUGGAUUAAGGUGUGAUUGUCGCGAAGUGCUCAACGAAGUGGAAGCGAGUGAGAAUGUAAGCGAAAGUGGACCGAACAGGUGUGAAAGGUUGUUCGAAGGAAGAGUCGGCGUAAUUGCGAGAGGAGGGCGUGUAGAAAAAAAAAGAAAAAUAAGUAAAAGGAGAAACGAAUUUUCGACGCGAAACGACAGAGACACACAGUGACCGUGACACACUAAACACACUCUAGUAAUACAAGGAACAUAGUUUGUACGGGACGUACAAGUUGGACGCGUUCAGCGUCGUACCAGGUUUAAGGUUUGCCAAAUCUCUAUUAAGUAAAGACACGCGAGACAAUGUAAAACUUUAUUAAGCUGAAUUACGUAUAUAGUGCAUAUAGGGAGUACUUGCAUUAAAAGAAUCAUAGCUAAACCGUUAGUGCUUAUCGCGACGAUGUGAUGAAAAAGUGCAGGCGCAAUAUUUCCAAAUCGAUCAAUCUCCCUCCCUUCGCGAUCAUCUCAGUUUUCGUUGGAUAUCUCUCGUAAAUGGUUCGUCGAUAUAUAUCGCGAUAAAAAACACGGACCGAAGCGACACUCGACGAUUCCGGUUCACUUUUCCACCGUGAUCGUUUCUAAAGAACGCCACCUUUCGGUACAAACGGAACGUCGAUAUCGGGGAAUUAUUUUCUGACGACACGGAGAUUCUAUAAAAGCACAUCUAACGAGAAAUAUUUCUGCCAAUUUUCGUAGGAAAACGUGGAUCUAUAUAGAAAUGAUACUAUCCGAUAGGAUACUAUCAGAAUUUGCUUGCACUAUUAUUUUAUUAAACUGGUGUAAUUACAGAGAAAUGUGCCAGAAUGGAAUUAGAAUCUCUGGAAGUCGGAUGAAUGUCGCUGUCGUUGCGCAUACGGAGUUUUAAAAAAUAUUCCUUUGAAAGUGGCGAGUUUUUAAGAAACGACGUACACUUUGCAGGAUAGCACCUAUAGAUAAGCACCUAAGAUUUCUCAAACACUAUCCGGAGAAACAAAGUAAACGAUUACGUCUUAGUUCAUAUAACAUUCCCGAAGCAUUUCGUGAAAAUGCAGAGGAUAUCGACGUUUACGAAUCGCAAAGGUGGCGGGUGCAUCGGUUGUGCGUCAAUUAUUCCCGCGAUUGAUUCGCUCGUAGAUUUUGUUCCCCCGAUUACACGCGUGCAACGCGAUACGCGACGAGUGAGGGAAGGGAGAAAGAGGCAGAGACCAGCGAAAAGCUCGGGAAGUAGUUUUAAUAGCGUACUAACGAUCGUUGACUAAUUUUAGCGACAUUAGUUUAUCUUGAUAAGAGCGGGGGAACGAUUGGCAGAGAAAGGAAUCGAUCGACCGAGGAAAGCUUGUAGGUAGCCACGAAUUGUUGACGAGUCGCGAUUACGGAUUAUCCAAGGGAUUAACCCUCUAUAAUCAAAAUUACGUACACCCUUCUCACAAAAUUAGAUCGCUAAAUACCAAUAACGUUGUUGGAGAUACGAAACGGUGAAUUUUAAAAAAACACGAACUUUUAUCUACAACAUAAAACGAAUAGUAAUCUCGUUGUUACGUAGACAGGAAUAGUCGCAGAUGAAUUAGGUAAUUGGUAUUCGAAUCCGGGUACUCGCGGGGUUAUAGAGGGUUAAAGAAAGUGAAAACUGACGAGAGAACGAAACGAGGACUAGGGAACGCACGAAACGGAAC